Molecule: messenger RNA, 490 nt
Organism: Hermetia illucens (black soldier fly)
Lineage: Eukaryota; Metazoa; Arthropoda; Insecta; Diptera; Stratiomyidae
Product: V-type proton ATPase subunit e 2-like
Exons: 3
Coding region: 105-362 (85 amino acids)
Biological process (GO): proton transmembrane transport
Cellular component (GO): plasma membrane proton-transporting V-type ATPase complex; proton-transporting V-type ATPase, V0 domain
Molecular function (GO): proton-transporting ATPase activity, rotational mechanism
Source: RefSeq, a predicted model, not a curated record
UCAAAAUUGUCAUGUGACAUUUGUCUGAAAUCAGCAGGUGAAGGUUGCUGGACUGAGGGUUUUUUCGCAGUUCUUAUUUCUUCAGAAAAGAUCGAAAUUUUACAAUGGCCCUAGCUGCACUUCCCUUAAUCAUCUUCACCGUCAUUUGGGGCGUUGUAGGAAUUUUCCUGCCAUUCGUCGUCCCAAAAGGACCAAACAGAGGAAUUAUCCAGUGUAUAUUGAUGCUAACAGCGGCAUGUUGCUGGUUAUUCUGGCUCUGCUGCUACCUAGCACAGAUGAAUCCAUUGAUUGGACCCGCACUCAACAAGAACUCUAUUCUUAUCAUCGCUAAGGAAUGGGGAAAUAACAUCGAGGACAACUAAAAGGGGUUGAUUGCAGCUCGUUCACGCUAUAUCAUUAAAGUUAGCGUAGUAUUACGCAAACACAAUUCCAUGUAUUAUAUUUUCGAUUUAAUAUAAAAAAGUGUUAAUAAAGUAUUUGUGUUGAGUUA